Athene cunicularia (burrowing owl) is the source of this 3463-nucleotide messenger RNA. RefSeq names its product translocase of inner mitochondrial membrane 17A (gene TIMM17A). Gene Ontology annotation, molecular function: transmembrane protein transporter activity. Lineage: Eukaryota; Metazoa; Chordata; Aves; Strigiformes; Strigidae. The record is from RefSeq and is a predicted model, not a curated record. Gene Ontology annotation, cellular component: mitochondrial inner membrane; TIM23 mitochondrial import inner membrane translocase complex. The coding region runs from base 72 to 506 and encodes 144 amino acids. The transcript has 5 exons. Gene Ontology annotation, biological process: protein import into mitochondrial matrix.
UUAGUAUUCUCAUCUUUAUUUUUCUUUAUAGUCCCUGGAGGAUAGUAGAUGACUGCGGAGGUGCUUUCACGAUGGGAGCGAUAGGAGGUGGCAUUUUCCAAGCUAUCAAGGGGUUCAGAAAUUCCCCAGUGGGUGUAAACCACCGGCUGCGGGGAAGUUUGACAGCUAUUAAAACAAGAGCUCCACAACUGGGAGGUAGCUUUGCUGUCUGGGGAGGUCUCUUCUCCAUGAUUGACUGCAGUAUGGUCAGAAUGAGAGGGAAAGAAGAUCCGUGGAAUUCGAUCACGAGUGGAGCCCUGACUGGAGCCAUAUUAGCUGCAAGAAAUGGACCUGUUGCGAUGGUCGGAUCGGCAGCCAUGGGAGGAAUUCUCCUAGCUUUAAUUGAAGGAGCUGGCAUUCUGUUAACAAGAUUUGCCUCCACACAAUUUCCAAACGGCCCUCAGCUUUCAGAAGACCCCUCCCAGUUGCAGCCCUCUCCAUUUGGCGACUACAGACAGUACCAGUGAUUAUCCUCAUUCUCCUGGUUCACACUCUACCUGAGCUGUGAUUUCAAAUGCUGGAGGACCAAGAUGGGUAUGUCUUUACACCGGGGGUAGUCUCUUACACAAACCGUGCCAAGAGGACCUUCAGCACUUUCCAGUGUAAAGCUGCACAGGAGAACUUUUAGAAGAUGACAAAUCUAUUUAUUCAUGAUAGAUUCCAUUGCUGUAAUGUUAAUACGUGUCUGAUAGAAUACAUGGAGAUUUAAGACAAGAACCAAACGGAGUCUUGUCAUCCUUUGGACACGGACUGGAGUGAAAGUCUUUGGAGCCUUCUCUGGGAUGUGGCACUGACCAGCCGCAGCGGGUGCAGCUGGAGUUUAGCCUCUCACUCGUCGAGUUUAGGUUGCCACACAUAUUUCAGCUUAAGGAAGAGUUCAUCUACACGCAGUUUUACAUUCCCAGAGUGAAUGUUACUGGCAGAACGUGCAAGCCAGUGAAAAUUACUUCCAGCAGUAUAUAUUUCACUGCUGUUCUUUGUUUUCUACGCUUUUGCCGUGCAGCCCAAGUUCUUUGGUUAAAGCAGAAUCUGCCUUUUGUGGAUUCGUGGGCUGCAGCACCGCUGCCCUCCCCGAAACCUGCCAGGCUUUGAGCCCUUUUAGCGAGAGGUGGCAGCAAACUAAUUCUUCGCAGCAGCUGCUGCUUGCUGUGGCUUUUGCAGCAGGCGUGGAAGGGAACACCAGAAGCAGUUUUGCCUGCCAGGGCUGCGGGGAGACGUGCAGGAGCCCCGAGCAGAGCCCACAGAGUGCUGUGGGGCUGGAGGGGGAGCGCUGCACCUGCCUGCCCGCUGCCAGCACAGCCUCUGGCCUUUUCACCUCAGCUCCGGUCCUAAGCACAGCUAAACCAUCUGCUCUGUGUUUUAGAUCUUAAACUUCAGUUUUUGUUCUUCAUCUCCAGUUGUGGAGGCGUGUUCCCCCUUAAGUCAUAACAGCAUUUUCUGUUAAUACUGUGGCUUGCUGGCGGUUCCUGGUAGAAUAUCUCUAUUCAGACAGACUUGGGUAAUAUUAUCUGAGUUGCUUCAUGGCUUUUCCUCUGCCCAGGAAGGAGAUUGAUCUCUGCACUCCGUCAGGAAACUCAGACCCAUGUAGUAGGAGGAGAGGGUGAAAAUAACACAGAAGUGGUCACAGUCAUGGGUGACAAAUGGGGGCAUUAGGAUCGUACGAAGCGUGCACGCAAGCAACCAUCUCCUGUGUCCCUUCACCCUGCCAAAGUGCCAUUUUCCUGUUUCCCCCCCCCCGCCUGUCCUAGAACCGCUCCAGGACUGCCAGGGCUUGCCUCUCCAGUACUGUUCUGUUUCAUGUAGUUGCUGUUGGUGUGUAAUUUUCAAAAACCUUUAAGCACAAAAGCACUCUGUGUGUGUGUGUGUGAAGGCUCAACUCACUUUGCUGCUUACCUGGUUCCUCAGGUGUAUUUUAAAGACAGUUUUCUUGAUUUGUGUCACCCAGUCAGUGCUCUCUUGUUCUGGGUUGAGACCCCGGCUGUAGGGGGGUGGGCAAGUCUCUGGUCUUGGAGAAUCACACUUGGCUGUGGAGCCUCCCCUGCAUCCCAAUCUGGGAGUUAUUCACUGUCUCUUUUCCCCUGCUCUUUAUAGAGGAUUAGUGCACUCAGGGUUUCAAAUCUGCCCACAGCGUGAGGGUUUCGUUCUCCAGCCCAGCUCUUGUGCUGCUGAGCUGUCCCUGGGGCUCUGUGGAGAGGGGACUUGGCUGACACUGAGGCACAGCCUGGAGCCCCUGGGUGCCCUCUCCCAGUGCUCUGGCUGGGAGCAGACUGGCCAUGCUGGGAACGUGGGGAUGUGCAGGACCUGGUGGGGGUUAAUCUGCAGCAGGGGAACCUGGGGGCUCCCUCCAGGCCCUGCCCAAACAGCUCCAAAAAGGGCCAUGGGGACAACAGGGCCACAUGCCACUGGUGACCAGCAGUGGCCCAGGGGCUGGUAACAGGCUUCAGCUGCCUGAGACGAGCUUUACUCAGCUCAGCUCCUCUAAUCCCCCUUGACUGUCUGCAUGGGCUGGUCACCCUCACACACGUGAGGCUGCUCAUGGGGGGUGUCCCUUGCUGCCCCCACACCUGCUGGGCCUCUUUGCCACCUGGUCCCCACAGGGGUGGCAGCAGGUCCCAUUGCCCAGCAGCCUGGCGGCAGGCGGGGAAGGGUUUCCUGAACUCUCCUCGCAACACCCCAGAGUUUCCUGUUUUUCAGCUGUUGGGGCUGUCUCCUGACUCACUGCCCGUCCUGCCUUUGGAGGGGGACGCACUCCCAGGGUGCUCCAAGCCCUUCCCCCAGCAGCAGCCCCCACCCCAAAAAAACGAGACUGACACCACCAGCACGACACUGAACUAUUGACCUUUUUAUUUCAAUCAGCUACAGCAGCUCUACAUUCCCCUAAACCACUGUCCUUCCUUGACUACCACAGACAGCAAGGGAGCCGAGUACACUGCGGUGGCAGCAAGUCUUUUUAAAGCUUAGUAUUAAAUAUUAAAUAUUCUCUCGUUUAUGUUUACAUUACUUUGUCAAGGAAAACAAACAAACAAAAAAAGACAAUUAAAACUUAACUUACAUCAAUCUGUGCCUGUGCCCUGGGCAGCAGUGCCGGGGGCUGCAGAGCUGCCCCAGUAAGGCAGCUCUGCUGUGAGGGAUAUGCAAAAAAAUCUCUGGCCCUGGGCCUGGUAGUGCGUGACUCCGCUCGCUCCGGUGCUGAGCGCGGGCAGGGGGUGCUGGGCUGUGCUGGGAGCAGGGUACCCGCACCCCCCGCGUCCAGGAAUCGGCGUGUCUGGGGGGGUCGGACCACCCCGGUGCAGCUAAAACACUGUCUGGAGGAGGAGGCGAGGCCGUGGCACCUCCCCUCAGCCCCAGCGAUGUGCGUGGGGAAGGGGGUGAGGAUUUGGUCAACGACUUUGCUAAAGAAUUUUUCUGUUUUUUUUUUUUCCUU